UCGUAGUGUAUGUAAGUUUUAGCAGGAAGUUACAUUUUUAGAGGAAAAUGUAACAAACGUGGAACUGUGGUAAUUUCUCAUGAGGGACUACAGGUUCACAGUAUGAAAGAGGCUGAUAAUUUUGAGAAAUAUGUGACCUGAGGAGAAGGUAUAAGAAGAUACCAACAUGGCGUCAAAACAUUCAGAAUUUGCGCAAAAUAAGGUUUAUGUUGACCUGCUGUUUGAUUCGAUGAAGAGACUCUGGACAACUGGUGACCACUCUGACGUAACAAUCGAAGUUGGUGAGAAAACGUUUAAAUGUCACAAAUGCAUCCUAGCUUCGAUGUCGCCAUAUUUUGACGCCAUGUUUAGCUCGGGCAUGCGCGAAAGCAUAAGUGGUCAAGUAACAUUUCCGGAAAUGGAUCCCGAUCUCUUUGAAAUCGUUUUAGGCUUUAUGUAUACAGGCAGAGCCGAGGAGGUAAUGACGACAGAAAAUGCAGUGGAACUGUUACACAUUGCGGCAGUGUUACAAAUCAAAGCUCUUCAGGGAAUCAUUGAAGAGUUCCUACAUCCACACCUUACUAACGAAAAUUGUCUCAAAGUUUGGCGGCUCUCCGUUCUUCACGACUGUCAUACUCUGACGGAAAAAUCCGUUCAGCUGAUAGCUAGGAAUUUCCAAGAAAUUAUUAAGACAGAGGAAUUCUGGGACUUAGAUGGGCGUGAAGUGGCAUCCAUCAUCAAAGAAGACACGCUUGACAUUGAUCACGAGGACCAGUUGUGCGACCUCGUCAUCAAGUGGAUCGAAAGAGACGUAGAAAAACGGAAAGAAAGCUGCGGUAUUCUGUUUGAACAGAUUCGACUGGCUUUUCUCACGCCGGAGUAUUUAGUGAAUUUAGAAGAAAAACACGAAUUUCUGAAAGAAAAUCUAGCAUGCAUGAAAUUUAUUAAUGAUGCAAAGUCGUUCAAACUCUUACCCGCUCGCCAACAGGAGGCCCAAGGAAAGCAGACGUGUUUGCGAUUGACUGCCAAUCAGGAAGAAGUUCUCGUGUUACUUGGUGGAUGUGAAUCGACCACGCCUCCAUAUGUUCGUUCAUUGACUGUGAUAUGCUACAGUUUUUACAGAAAAGAGUGGUUCAAUAUUGCGCCCCUUCCUUAUGAUCCAGGAAUUGAAUUCGCCUCGUGUACGUAUCAAAACGACAUAUACAUCAACGGGGGUGGAUCAAUGCAGAAGUGUUUAUUGUGGUAUGACAGCAGCAAGAAUAAGUGGCUGCAAAAUAAUUGUAUGGCAUACGGACGACGCAGACAUGCAAUAGUCGCCGUCACAGGGGCGCUUUACGCUAUCGGUGGCUAUGAUAACAAGCUGGAUGACGGACACCGGAUGUUGUCAAGCAUUGAGCGCUAUAUCAUCCAGGAGGACGACUGGGAACCGGCGGGAGAUCUACCCAUCGCCGUCAGUUCCUUCUCUGCAGCCGUAGUAGGCGAGUCUAUUUACAUAUUCGGAGGGGAGAAAAACGACCGGAAGGACACAGCGUUCAUUCAAUGUUACGAAACUCGUACUCGACAGGCAACGAAAGUGGACGCAAAGAUCCCCAUGGCGUGUAAACUUACAAAAUCUAUCACUUGUGACAAACGCAUUUUUCUCAUUUUCUUCGAUGGUCGGGUUGUUGAAUUUGUUAAAGACAGAAAAGACACGACGAAAAAGCCAUUCUGUCGGACGGUUGGUCGCCUCACGGCAUUUCAACGCAUUCAUUUCGGUGUCAUACAACAUCGUGGUAACGUUAUAGUCUUGGGUGGAGAGAUUGAUAACGCUACUCUCUGCAGUGACCUCAUUAUGUUUGACCCAUCAACCACCGGAUGUACGAAACUAAGGGACACACUUCCCAAACCGAGGCUCAUUGAUGGUUGCGUGAAAGUAGCCAUUCAGAAGAAAUACCUGCAAACGCUUAAAGAGGAUUCCCCCAAAUCGUCACGAAGAUGACGUUAGCAUAAACCCUUGUUGGAGAAAACGUAAUGCACCUAUUAAAUCUAGUGAUUUUUACUACACUUGCUUUAAAUGAACUAUACAUUAAUCAGUGUUUGUCAGUUCGGUGUGAGGCAAGUUUAAGCAUACAUAUACUUGUAUCAUCGUCAAACUGAAAGUCCAGAUUACCAGUAAAAUUGUUAAGAAUCAGAGUAGACACUGACUUCGGGAAAGAACAGUCAAAGUGACCAUACCAUCUCCACAUUAGAGUACACAAGUUCUCCCUUUACCGUCACCUCGACCGUUCUUUCCUUGUACUCUCACUUGAAUAACGUCACCUCGACUGUUCUCUUC
Molecule: messenger RNA, 2293 nt
Organism: Saccostrea echinata
Lineage: Eukaryota; Metazoa; Mollusca; Bivalvia; Ostreida; Ostreidae
Product: kelch-like protein 24
Exons: 2
Coding region: 167-1957 (596 amino acids)
Molecular function (GO): protein binding
Source: RefSeq, a predicted model, not a curated record